AGCAAAUUAAUAUGGUUAUAUUGUUUCGUGUUGUCUGUGGUUUAUUUUAGCAUUUGUGUGAACAUACAAUAACAUUGUGUAUUUGACUGAACGCCGCGUCUCUUGAUCCUGUCUGAGGAAAAGCUGAAUUAUUGUGUUUGUACAAGAUCUUCCAUCCAGAGUCAGUGUUGGAGAUCAGAUUCUGUUUCAACUGUUCAGAUUCAUCAUGGAUGACACACAAACAUCCAGAGAUGAAGAUUUUUCUCCAGGAUGCAGUUCAGUUCAUCAGAAGAGAUCAGAACCAGAUCCCAGCUGUGUGUCUAUGAGGAGUGACAGGUCCAUGGGUCAUAUAGUAAAUUUUAAGAGUGGAGAUACACAGACUGAUCUGAGUUCAGUUCACCAGAAGAGAUCAGAACCGGAGUCCAGCUGUGUGUCUAUGAGGAGUGACGAGUCUAUGGGUCAUAAAAUACAUUUUCCGAGUGGAGAUACACAGACUGAUCUGAGCCAUGAAGUCCCCAACAGGUUUAGAUCAAAUCUGAAGAAGAAGUUUGAGUGUCUGUAUGAGGGAACAGCACAGCAGGGAAACCCAACACUCCUGAAUGAGAUCUACACAGAGCUCUACAUCACAGAGAGUGAGAGUGGAGAGAUCAGUAAUGAGCAUGAGGUGAGACAGAUUGAGACACAAUCCAGGAGAGCAGCAACAGAGGACACACCGAUCCAAUGCAAUGACAUCUUUAGACCUUUACCUGGACAAGACAAACCCAUCAGAACUGUGCUGACAAAGGGAGUCGCUGGCAUUGGAAAAACAGUCUCUGUGCAGAAGUUCAUCCUGGACUGGGCUGAAGGGAAAGAGAAUCAGGACGUCCAGCUCAUAUUUCCACUUCCUUUCAGAGAGAUCAAUUUGAUGAAGGACAAAACACUCAGUCUUUCUGAUCUUCUUCAUGUCUUUUUCCCUGAAACAAAAGAAAUGGAAAUAUCCAGUGACAAAUAUAAAGUGUUGUUCAUCUUUGAUGGUCUGGACGAGUGUCGUCUGUCUCUGGAUUUUCAGAGCGAUGUGAGGUUGUGUGAUGUAAGUGAAUCAGCCUCAGUGGACGUGCUGCUGAUGAACCUCAUUGCGGGGAAUCUGCUUCCCUCUGCUCUCAUCUGGAUCACCUCCAGACCAGCAGCAGCUGAUCUCGUCCCCUCUGAGUGUGUCCAUCGAGUGACAGAGGUACGAGGCUUCAGUGACCAACAGAAGGAGGAAUACUUCAGGAAGAGAAUCAGUGAUCAGAGUCUGGCCAAUACAAUCAUCACACACCUGAAGUCAUCAAGGAGCCUCUACAUCAUGUGCCACAUCCCAGUGUUCUGCUGGAUCUCAGCCACUGUUCUAGAGAAGAUGUUGAGUGAAGCAGAGAGUGGAGAGAUUCCCAAGACUCUCACUCAAAUGUACACACACUUCCUGAUCCUUCAGACCAACAUCAAACAUGAGAAGGACUAUGAGAAGAACGUGAAAGAUGAAGACAUGAUCCUCAAACUGGGGAAAGUGGCUUUUCAGCAGCUUGUGAAAGGCAAUGUGAUCUUUUAUGAGGAAGACCUGAGAGAGUGUGGCAUUGAUGUGACAGAAGCAUCAGUGUACUCAGGAUUGUGCACUCAGAUCUUCAGAGCGGAGUUUGGCUGGUAUCAGGGGAAAGUCUUCUGCUUUGUUCAUCUGAGCGUUGAGGAACAUCUAGCAGCUCUGUAUGUGCAUCUCUCCUAUACAAACAACAACAUAAAUGUGUUUGAGCCCAUCACUAAACAGAGUUUGCUGUCUAAAGUUAAGGAGAGAUUUAAACAUGUUUCAUUAUCUGAGCUGCAUCAGAGAGCUGUGAAUGAGGCUCUACAGAGUAAAAAUGGACAUCUGGAUCUUUUCCUGCGGUUUCUUCUGGGUCUGUCAGUGGAGUCUCAUCAGAUUCUCCUACAAGGACUAAUGAAACAGAGAAGCAGCCGAUCUGACAGCAAUAAGAAAACAGUUGAGUACAUCACGAAGAAGAUCAGGACCAUUGACUCUCCAGAGAAAUCCAUCAAUCUGUUCCACUGUCUGAAUGAACUGGGUGAUCAUUCACUAGUUGAGGAAAUACAACAUUAUCUGAAAUCUGGAAGACUAAAGGAAGCCAAACUCUCUUCAUCUCAGUGGUCAGCUGUAGUCUUUGUGUUGUUGACGUCAGAGAAGAAGCUGGACGAGUUUGAUCUCACAAAGUUUAUUCUAGGAAACAAUAAAGCUGAAGAUAUGAAAGUUUUUCAGAAGCUGCUGCCCGUGAUUAAAGAAUCCAGAUCAGUUCAGUUGGUUGAUUGUGGAGUCACAGAUGAAGGUUGUGCUGCUCUGACUUCAGCUCUGAGAUCAAACCCCUCACACCUGAGAGAACUGAAUCUGACUGGGAAUAAAAUAGGAAAUUCAGUGAAUCUGCUGUCUGAUGUACUACAGGAUCCUCACUGUAAACUGGAGAAAGUGUGGUUGAGUGAUUGUGGAGUCACAGAUAAAGGCUGGGCUGCUCUGACUUCAGCUCUAAGAUCAAACCCCUCACACCUGAGAGAUCUGAAUCUGUCUGGGAAUGAAAUAGGAAAAUCAGUGAAUCUGCUGUCUGAUGUACUACAGGAUCCUCACUGUAAACUGGAGAAACUGUGGUUGAGUUAUUGUGGAAUCACAGAUGAAGGUUGUGCUGCUCUGACUUCAGCUCUGAGAUCAAACCCCUCACACCUGAGAGAACUGGAUCUGUCAUGGAAUGAAAUAGGAAAUUCAGUGAAUCUGCUGUCUGAUGUACUACAGGAUCCUCACUGUAAACUGGAGAAACUGUGGUUGAGUUAUUGUGAUAUCACAGAUGAAGGUUGUGCUGCUCUGACUUCAGCUCUGAGAUCAAACCCCUCACACCUGAGAGAACUGGAUCUGUCUGAGAAUAUAAUAGGAGAAUCAGUGAAUCUGCUGUCUGAUGUACUACAGGAUCCUCACUGUAAACUGGAGAAACUGUGGUUGAGAUAUUGUGGAGUCACAAAUGAAGGUUGUGCUGCUCUGACUUCAGCUCUGAGAUCAAACCCCUCACACCUGAGAGAACUGAGUCUGUCACUGAAUGAAAUAGGAAAUUCAGUUAAUCUGCUGUCUGAUAUAUUACAGGAUCCUCACUGUAAACUGGAGAAACUGUGGUUGAAGGAUUGUGGAAUCACAGAUGAAGGUUGUGCUGCUCUGACUUCAGCUCUGAGAUCAAACCCCUCACACCUGAGAGAACUGGAUCUGUCAUGGAAUGAAAUAGGAAAUUCAGUGAAUCUGCUGUCUGAUGUACUACAGGAUCCUCACUGUAAACUGGAGAAACUGUGGUUGAGUUAUUGUGAUAUCACAGAUGAAGGUUGUGCUGCUCUGACUUCAGCUCUGAGAUCAAACCCCUCACACCUGAGAGAACUGGAUCUGUCUGAGAAUAUAAUAGGAGAAUCAGUGAAUCUGCUGUCUGAUGUACUACAGGAUCCUCACUGUAAACUGGAGAAACUGUGGUUGAGAUAUUGUGGAGUCACAGAUGAAGGUUGUGCUGCUCUGACUUCAGCUCUGAGAUCAAACCCCUCACACCUGAGAGAACUGAAUCUGUCACUGAAUGAAAUAGGAAAUUCAGUGAAUCUGCUGUCUGAUAUACUACAGGAUCCUCACUGUAAACUGGAGAAACUGUGGUUGAGAGAUUGUGGAGUCACAGAUGAAGGUUGUGCUGCUCUGACUUCAGCUCUGAGAUCAAACCCCUCACACCUGAGACAACUGAGUCUGUCACUGAAUAAAAUAGGAAAAUCAGUGAAUCUGCUGUCUGAUGUACUACAGGAUCCUCACUGUAAACUGGAGAUACUGUGGUUGUGGGAUUGUGGAGUCACAGAUAAAGGUUGUGCUGCUCUGACUUCAGCUCUGAGAUCAAACCCCUCACACCUGAGAGUACUGGAUCUGUCUGAGAAUAAAAUAGGAGAAUCAGUGAAUCUGCUGUCUGAUGUACUACAGGAUCCUCACUGUAAACUGGAGAAACUGUGGUUGAGAUAUUGUGGAGUCACAGAUGAAGGUUGUGCUGCUCUGACUUCAGCUCUGAGAUCAAACCCCUCACACCUGAGAGAUCUGGAUCUGUCGGGGAAUGAAAUAGGAAAUUCAGUGAAUCUGCUGUCUGAUGUACUACAGGAUCCUCACUGUAAACUGGAGAUACUGUGGUUGAGAUAUUGUGGAGUCACAGAUAAAGGUUGUGCUGCUCUGACUUCAGCUCUGAGAUCAAACCCCUCACACCUGAGAGAACUGAAUCUGACUGGGAAUGAAAUAGGAAAAUCAGUGAAUCUGCUGUCUGAUGUACUACAGGAUCCUCACUGUAAACUGGAGAUACUGUGGUUGAAGGAUUGUGGAGUCACAGAUAAAGGUUGUGCUGCUCUGGCUUCAGCUCUGAGAUCAAACCCCUCACACCUGAGAGAACUGAGUCUGACUCGGAAUAAAAUAGGAAAAUCAGUGAAUCUUCUGUCUGAUGUACUACAGGAUCCUCACUGUAAACUGGAGAAACUGUGUUUGAGAUAUUGUGGCGUCACAGAUAAAGGUUGUGCUGCUCUGACUUCAGCUCUGAGAUCAAACCCCUCACACCUGAGAGAACUGGAUCUAUCUGGGAAUAAAAUAGGAGAAUCAGUGAAUCUGCUGUCUGAUGUACUACAGGAUCCUCACUGUAAACUGGAGAAACUGUGGUUGAGAGAUUGUGGAGUCACAGAUGAAGGUUGUGCUGCUCUGACUUCAGCUCUGAGAUCAAACCCCUCACACCUGAGAGAACUGAAUCUGUCUGGGAAUAAAAUAGGAAAAUCAGUGAAUCUGCUGUCUGAUGUACUACAGGAUCCUCACUGUAAACUGGAGAAACUGUGGUUGAGAUAUUGUGGAGUCACAGAUGAAGGUUGUGCUGCUCUGACUUCAGCUCUGAGAUCAAACCCCUCACACCUGAGAGAACUGGAUCUGUCUGGGAAUAAAAUAGAAAAUUCAGUGAAUCUGCUGUCUGCUGUACUACAGGAUCCUCACUGUAAACUGGAGAAACUGUGGUUGAGAUAUUGUGGAGUCACAGAUGAAGGUUGUGCUGCUCUGACUUCAGCUCUGAGAUCAAACCCCUCACACUUGAGAGUACUGAAUCUGUCUGGGAAUAAAAUAGGAAAUUCAGUGAAUCUGCUGUCUGAUGUACUACAGGAUCCUCACUGUAAACUGGAGAAACUGUGGUUGAGUAAUUGUGGAGUCACAGAUGAAGGUUGUGCUGCUCUGACUUCAGCUCUGAGAUCAAACCCCUCACACCUGAGAGAUCUGGAUCUGUCUGAGAAUAAAAUAGGAAAAUCAGUGAAUCUGCUGUCUGAUGUACUACAGGAUCCUUACUGUAAACUGGAGAGACUGUGGUUGAGUGAUUGUGGAGUCACAGAUGAAGGUUGUGCUGCUCUGGCUUCAGCUCUGAGAUCAAACCCCUCACACCUGAGAGAACUGAGUCUGUCUGUGAAUAAAAUAGGAAAUUCAGUGUCUCUUCUCUUUGAUGUACUACAGGAUCCUCACUGUAAACUGGAGACACUGUGGUUGAGAGAUUGUGGAGUCACAGAUGAAGGUUGUGCUGCUCUGACUUCAGCUCUGAGAUCAAACCCCUCACACCUGAGAGAACUGAAUCUGUCACUGAAUAAAAUAGGAAAUUCAGUGUCUCUUCUCUCUGAUGUACUACAGGAUCCUCACUGUAAACUGGAGAAAUUGUGGUUGAGAGAUUGUGGAGUCACAGAUGAAGGUUGUGCUGCUCUGGCUUCAGCUCUGAGAUCAAACCCCUCACACCUGAGAGAACUGAGUCUGUCACUGAAUAAAAUAGGAAAUUCAGUGUCUCUUCUCUCUGAUGUACUACAGGAUCCUCACUGUAAACUGGACAAACUGGGGUUGAGAGAUUGUGGAGUCACAGAUGAAGGUUGUGCUGCUCUGACUUCAGCUCUGAGAUCAAACCCCUCACACCUGAGAGAACUGAGUCUGUCAUGGAAUAAAAUAGGAAAAUCAGUGAAUCUGCUGUCUGAUGUACUACAGGAUCCUCACUGUAAACUGGAGAAACUGUGUUUGAGAUAUUGUGGCGUCACAGAUGAAGGUUUUGCUGCUCUGACUUCAGCUCUGAGAUCAAACCCCUCACACCUGAGAGAACUGAAUCUGUCUGGGAAUAAAAUAGGAAAUUCAGUGAAUCUGCUGUCUGAUGUACUACAGGAUCCUCACUGUAAACUGGAGAAACUGUGGUUAAGUGAUUGUGGAGUCACAGAUGAAGGUUGUGCUGCUCUGACUUCAGCUCUGAGAUCAAACCCCUCACACCUGAGAGAACUGGAUCUAUCUGGGAAUAAAAUAGGAAAAUCAGUGAAUCUGCUGUCUGAUGUACUACAGGAUCCUCACUGUAAACUGGAGAAACUGUGGUUAAGUGAUUGUGGAGUCACAGAUGAAGGUUGUGCUGCUCUGACUUCAGCUCUGAGAUCAAACCCCUCACACCUGAGAGAACUGAGUCUGUCUGAGAAUAAAAUAGGAAAAUCAGUGAAUCUGCUGUCUGAUGUACUACAGGAUCCUCACUGUAAACUGGAGAAACUGGAGUUGAGUGAUUGUGGAGUCACAGAUGAAGGUUGUGCUGCUCUGACUUCAGCUCUGAGAUCAAACCCCUCACACCUGAGAGAACUGGAUCUGAAUUGGAAUAAAAUAGGAAAUUCAGUGAAUAUGCUGUCUGAUGUACUACAGGAUCCUCACUGUAAACUGGAGAAACUGUGGUUGAGUAAUUGUGGAGUCACAGAUGAAGGUUGUGCUGCUCUGGCUUCAGCUCUGAGAUCAAACCCCUCACACCUGAGAGAACUGAAUCUGACUGAGAAUAUGAUAGGAAAAUCAGUGAAUCUGCUGUCUGAUGUACUACAGGAUCCUCACUGUAAACUGGAGAAACUGUGGUUGAGAGAUUGUGGAGUCACAGAUGAAGGUUGUGCUGCUCUGGCUUCAGCUCUGAGAUCAAACCCCUCACACCUGAGAGAACUGGAUCUCUCUUGGAAUAAACUAGGAAGUUCUGGUGUGACGCUUCUCUGUGCUGCUCUCAAGAAUCCUCACUGUAAACUGAAGAUACUGUGGUUGUGGGAAUGUGGUGUCACAGAUGAAGGUUGUGCUGCUCUGGCUUCAUUACUGAGAUCAAACCCCUCACACCUGAGAGAACUGGUUCUGUCUUGGAAUAAUCUACGAGAUUUGGGCAUGAAGCUUCUCUGUACUGGACUUGAAGAUCCUCACUGUAAACUGGAGAAACUGUGGUUGAGGGAUUGUGGAGUCACAGAUAAAGGUUGUGCUGCUCUGGCUUCAGCUCUGAAAUUAAACCCCUCACACCUGAGACAUCUCAAUCUGUCUGAGAAUAACCUAGGAAGUUCUGAAGUUCAGUUACUUUUUGAUCUGAAGGAUGAUCCACAUUAUAAACUUCAAGAACUAUAUUACUGACUCAGUGUUUAGACAUCAGUCCAAUUUCCUCAGGAUCAGCUGAUGGUGAAUAAGGAGACUGAAGACACAGACACACAGCGAUCACUGUGAUUUGUGACUUUGUAAUGUAAUUAUUUUCUCAUGUCCUUCUGUUUUUGCUGUUAUUUUUUAUUGAAAUAUUUGCUUUCUUAAUGAUCUUACACUCUAAAAUAAGAGUGUAAUAUUUUACAAACAUUUUCUAUACAUUUAAGUAUAGGUGAAAGCAUUUUAAGGCCAGAUUUACUAAACGGGGCAAAUUAGCGUGAUAGCGCAAUUCCACAAAUGCGCCAAUGGGAGUGGCAAGUUUUGCGCGUAAUCUACUGCUGACUCGCAAAUUAAAGAACACAGAUGCAGUCGAUUAAUUUACAUAAUGACCAACACAAUCUACCAAAAGCAGCACAUAUUAGCGUUGAAUCGCAAUAAGCAGAGAUGAUGUUCAUCAUCAGGUGUGGGUCGACACAGACGCAACUUGUUACAUGUAAUAUAUGGAUAACGUCUUCCUCUGGCAUUCCAAAGAAAUUAAUGAGAUAUUUUCUUCCUUCUACCUCGCGCUCUCUGUUCUGUGCGGUGUCUCCUCCUAGCAGUAACAAUUGCAGCCAUGUCACAAAAUGGGUUAAGACAUGCUUGUUUUGGGUGUUAAAUAAUGGCGCAAAUACCAGUAAAUUGACUAGCACAAACAUUAGUAAAUCGCGUUGCGUGAUUCAUCCAUGCCUUUUCAGUGCUAAUUUUGCACUGCAUGCCUUUAGUAAAUCCCGACAGUAGUUUUUUUAACGCCAAAAGAGGGUUUGCGCUGGCGCAAGCUGUUAGUAAAUCUGACCUUUAGACUCUUUAAAAAAAGAAAAGAAUUGCCUUUUUUUGUCUUACCAGCAGAGGGUGACAAAAGCAAAUUAUUUCAGUAUGGCUGUGUUGGAGAGGCAUACUAUCAGACUACUCUUAUUAUUUCUGUAGUGUCCAGUAUGUAUACUGUGUGUAAUAGGCUAUGUAAAUUUUCUGUAUGUAUGGAAUACCUGGAUGACCUGCUAUAAUUGUCAUCAUCUGCAAAAUACAACUCAAGAACAAUGGCAUACUUGGAAUGGCAUACUACCAUACAACUCCUACUAUAUUGCAGUAUGCAGUGUGUAUACUGUGAAUAGUAUGUGAAUUUCCGAAUUACCUACUACAUUUGCUGAAAUCUGAUGUAUGAAUCUUAGAACACUGCAUGAAAUACUGUUUCCCACAAAGCAACAUGUGACGUUUCAUCUUCGUGAAGAGUGCGGCGUCAGUAAACUGGAAGUGGGGAAUAAUUUUUAUAAGUACAAAUGUUACUCUAAAGUACAAACCAGCUGUGUUUCCGAAAACACUAUUGUUACAUAAAUUGCACUUUAAUCUCUACGGCCUGUUUCAAGUCCCCUUUAUUUAUAUAGCACUUUAUACAAUACAGAUUUCAAAGCAACUUUGAGUUCAACAGAGCUCUAAAAAGAAAAUAGUGUCAUUGUUCAGCUGAUGUCUGUUUAGUGUUGAUAUUAGUUCAAUAACUGUAAAAUUCACCAUUGCAUUCAGUAUAAACAAAUCUUUCUCAUUUUUGCGUUUAAUCCGUUUAAUUGCGUUUAAUAAGUUAAAGUGACCCUAUUAGGGUUCCUAAUAUUGUUUUGGGAGUCUCCUACAACAGUUUUACAUGCAUGCAAGGUCAAAAAACACUUUCGUUUUCUUAUAAUAUACAUUUAAUUUCACCUCAGUUCUCAAUGUUUUGUAAACGAUUUGUUAGAAGCAGUUCAAAGAAUAAGUCUCUCUAAACCCCUCCUUUCCGUGAGCCUACACUGCUCUGAUUGGUCAGAUGGCCCAAUCCUUUGUGAUUGGUCUACUCCACGCGCCCAGUGCCAUAACUGAAUGACAGCUAUCAAUUCACAAAACAUUGUAUACAAUGUAUGGACAGAAAAGAUAGCAUCGAUUUUACCGUAUCAAUUUGACCCUUCGCCGGGAGUUUGAUUGACAGGCAGUCUAACCAAUCAUAAGGCUGAAUCUGGCAGUUUGUCCAACAAAGCAGUCAGGGGAGCUAUGCUGCGUUCCAGACGAGGUUGGACAUAGGAAUAUCCCAAAUUAAAUGUCCCACUUCAGACCUCAGUGCACUCCGGUCACAAUAAGUCACGUUCACAUGACACCAUGAGAGCAUAUUGUGUUUUUGUGUCAAUUAUGGCAAAACAGAAUAAAAUAACAUAAAAUCGCAUUGAAUUGACCUUACCAAUACAAAAAACCCCCCCCCAAAAAAAACGAACGUAUGAGUACAUUAACUUAAUAUCUAAUGUUUUACGUUCAUAUUCAUUGGAAGCAGGACACACCGACAUCUUGGAAGUGACGUCAGAUGACGCGUCUUGCUGAGGUCGGGUUGAUCGAUGUACCCCGAGUUCACACGCCGAAUGUCCGACUUUGAGCGGCGUUCCAGACAUUAUUUCGAUGUGGGAAAAAUCCAAAAUCCAUUCUGUCUGGAAUGCAGCAUUAGUAGAUUAACGUCAGUGGACUUGAACUUGAAAUGGUGUGUACUGACGUCUUUCCGUGGUUGAAACAACAUUCCUUCUGAUGUUCAUUUAUGUGUAUUUGAUUCAACAAAUUAACUAGUACAAAGAGAUUCUUUAAAAAUUACAAAAUUUUAAAUUUGAGACUUUGUUUCAUAUCAAAGGUAACCUGCUCUGUUUUGUCUGUCGACACGUUGUCAGUGUCCUCUUUGCUCUGCGGUGUAUUUUUCACUGCAUGAGAACAUGUGUGGCAUGAGCCCCCUAACGUUCCCAUAUGGUUCCCAUUUGGUUAUUUUUUGGGGGGGAACCAAAUAAGAACAUUCUCUAUUGGUUGUUUUUUUGCAACCUAAAGAGAACGUUCCCAGAACGUUCCCUGCAGGUUAUUUUUAGGUUUUAUUUUUAUAACCUAAAGAGAACCUUUCCAGAAUAUUCCCUGCAGGUUAUUUUUAUUGUUAGAUUUGAUUUUUAUAACCAAACUAAUUAACGUUGCAGAUGAUAAACCAAAUACAGAGAUUAUUCUAAUGCUGAAAUGUGUAAUUUCAUAAACUAUAUUUUGCAGAAUUACAUGUCUGAAUCAAGUUUAAUGCAGCUUUUAAUAAAUUAGCUUAGUCGAAAUGCAUUAUAAUUUUCAGAUAUCUAAAUUAAGCCAAGGUUAGUGUUUGUAUCUUUCUUUACUGUAAAAAGUGCCUCUGAGACAUUAUUUGUUGCAUAUUGUAUACUAUUUCACACAUUGUAUACUAUUGUUUUUUUUAAUUUUUAAAUAGUAAGCAGUAUGCUUACUGGGCAUUAAGCAGUAAGUUAGUGUGCCAUUCCGAACACAGCCUAUAUUUUUUGCUAGUACAUUUUCAAAUGAUAUGUGACAAAGAUGGUAUGGUUGUGACAUGAGGAGAGUUGUAACACCACCAAUUCCACCAAUAAGGAAUAAGUUAAGAAUCCUAUGAUCAUUUUAUUAUUUACACACUUCCUCACAGAUACUAUAUGAAUGGUUGUCAAGGCUGUAAAAAGGCACAUGCAUAUUUUAUAAAGAAAAAAAUAUUUUUAGUUAAGAAUGUAAUUUUUUGGACCAAAACGAUAUUUUGUUUAGUAGUAAACUUUUAGUAGUUUAGUAGUAAAUCAGACAAUGAAAAUGUUUAUGUUGUCUGUAUGGAGCCAUUUGGUAACAAAAAGAAAUGUGGGAAAAAAUGUGCCCUAUGCAGUCUCUGGGCCCAGCUCCAGGGUUAACAACAUUCAACACUGAGAAUAUUCACACAAUCUCUCACACAUGUUUACACUGUUUUGUUGUUGUUAGAUUUACAUGUUAACUGGAGUCAAGUGUUCAUUAAGCAUAAAUACCGUUAAGGAAGUUUGUUCUAGUAGACUUAUUUACGAACAGUAAGUGGAUUUGAGCUGUGGUCAGUCACAGAAAGAGAGACAUUGCUUUGCAUUGUUCUUUUGGAUUGUUUCAAUAAACCUGUUUUUGAAGCAUA
Messenger RNA from Ctenopharyngodon idella (grass carp), 11396 nucleotides. RefSeq names its product protein NLRC5-like. Gene Ontology annotation, molecular function: protein binding. The transcript has 37 exons. The record is from RefSeq and is a predicted model, not a curated record. Bases 206 to 7423 code for a protein of 2405 amino acids. NCBI's taxonomy places the organism in Eukaryota, Metazoa, Chordata, Actinopteri, Cypriniformes, Xenocyprididae.